AUGAUGAUCCAGACAGGCUUCAAGAGCGGAAUGAGUGCAGUUGGAGGGCUCGGCUCAGGCGGAACGGUCCGGCAAAAUUUCUCCAGUUACUCUGCACAUGCUGCGCCUGGGGGCUCCGCCCGUAUGAGCACCAGUGUCAGGCGCUCUGCAGUCGGCGGCGGCGGCAGCGGCGGGGCAUUCGGCGCAAGAAACAGCUUUGGAGGCAGUAGCUUCGGAGGCGGUAGCUUCGGAGGCGGUAUGGAUGCCGGCUUCUAUGGAGGCGGCUUUGGUAGCAGUGCUGCCUUUGGUGGUGGUGCUGGUUUUGUAGGCGCCCCCAUCACAGCCGUCACUGUGAACCAAAGCCUCCUCGCCCCCCUCAACCUUGAGAUCGACCCCAACAUCCAAGUCGUCCGCACUCAGGAGAAGGAGCAGAUCAAAACCCUCAACAACCGCUUUGCCUCUUUCAUCAAUAAGGUACGCUUCCUGGAGCAGCAGAACAAGAUGCUGGAGACCAAGUGGAGCAUGAUGCAGGAGCAGACCACCACCCAGUCCAACAUUGACGCUAUGUAUCAGGCCUACAUCGCCAACCUGCGCAGGCAGCUUGAUGGCCUGGGCAACGAGAAGAUCAAGGUGGAGAGUGAGCUGAAAAACAUGCAGGGAAUCGUAGAGGACUUCAAGAGAAAGUAUGAAGAUGAAGUCAACAAGCGUGCCAUGGCUGAAAAUGAAUUUGUCUUGCUGAAGAAAGAUGUUGAUGCUGCCUACUUGCGCAAAGUAGAACUUGAAGCUAAGGUUGAUGCUCUUCAGGAUGAAAUCAAUUUCUUGAGGAAUGUCUAUGAAGCGGAGUUGAUGGAACUUCAGAGCCAGAUCAAGGACACCUCCGUGAUCGUAGAGAUGGAUAACAGCCGUAAUUUGGACAUGGAUGCCAUCGUGGCUGAAGUGCAUGCCUAGUAUGAGGAGAUUGCCAACCGCAGCAGGGCUGAGGCAGAGAUAUGGUACAAGCAGAAGUUUGAAGAGAUGCAGACUUCAGCUGGGCAGUACGGUGAAGACCUGCGUAGCACCAAAACUGAGAUCGCUGAGCUGAACCGUGCAAUCAGCCGUCUGCAGAAUGAGAUUGAGGCUGUCAAGUCACAGCGCGCCUCACUGGAGGCUCAGAUCGCCGAGGCAGAGGAACGUGGAGAGCUGGCAGUCAAGGAUGCCAGACUGCGCCUUAAGGACCUGGAGGAGGCCCUGCAGAGAGCCAAGCAGAACAUGGCACGUCAGGUUCGCGAGUAUCAAGACCUCAUGAAUGUCAAGCUGGCCCUGGACAUUGAGAUUGCCACCUACAGGAAGCUGCUGGAAGGAGAGGAGACCAGAAUUUCUUCUGGUAGUGGAGCCACAACAAUCCACGUGCAAUCCUCUGGGGGCAGUGCAAGCUCAAGUGGGUUCAGCUCUGCUGGUGGAUUUGGCUACGGCGGCGGCCUGUCCAUGGGCGUGGGGGGCUCAGCAGGAGGAGGGGGCUCGUCCAUCAGCAGAUCUUUGAUGGUCACCACAGGCAGCGCCCGCAGAGCCUUCUAAAAAGAGCCUCUUCCAUCUCCAACUCUUCUGAUCACAACGGCUGCCUACAGAUACUUAAAAGGUCAAACCAUCAAACCUACUGUACUACUAUCAUUUGUGUGAGCGCCUCUAAUUAAAUUUACCUUAAUUAGUUUGUAAAA
This is a messenger RNA of Brienomyrus brachyistius, 1673 nucleotides long. RefSeq names its product intermediate filament protein ON3-like. The record is from RefSeq and is a predicted model, not a curated record. NCBI's taxonomy places the organism in Eukaryota, Metazoa, Chordata, Actinopteri, Osteoglossiformes, Mormyridae. The transcript has 9 exons. Gene Ontology annotation, biological process: intermediate filament organization; keratinization. Gene Ontology annotation, cellular component: keratin filament. Gene Ontology annotation, molecular function: structural constituent of skin epidermis.